Xenia sp. Carnegie-2017 is the source of this 2881-nucleotide messenger RNA. Its product is annotated as 52 kDa repressor of the inhibitor of the protein kinase-like. The record is from RefSeq and is a predicted model, not a curated record. The transcript is spliced from 2 exons. Lineage: Eukaryota; Metazoa; Cnidaria; Anthozoa; Malacalcyonacea; Xeniidae. The coding region runs from base 1276 to 2127 and encodes 283 amino acids.
CUAGAACGCAGCAGCUGAGAUAUCAUGUAGUUGGUUGUGUCUUGUAAUCUUUCUGAAUUUGUGAAGAACUAGAGGUGAUGGUAACUGCUUAUAUAGAGCGUGCUCUAAGGAGCUGUCUGGUAAGGAAGACUUGCAGUCUUUGUUGCAAGGUCUCACAAGCAUUGAAUUGUUCAGCUGCUCACAGUUUUAUUCAUUCCAUCCAUAUUUAAAGGAAAAAGCUGAUGUGUUUGAGAGUGAUAACAUGGUUUUCUCUGCAGCAGCAUCUGAUGUUGCACUGGGUGAUGGUUAUGACCGACAUGAUAAAACCUCACGAUCACAGGUUGUUACUCGCGAAGCUAUAAGAAAUGCAAGUAACUGUUGCUACUCCUCCCUGCUAUGCAUGUUUGCUCUUUCAUCUGUUACUGGUAUGAAAGUACGCUCAGUUUAUCCUGACACCCUGGGAGAGACAAGCAAAUAUGCGAAAUUUUUGAAUGGUCAGAUUCUUCCUCGAGUUGAGCAUUCUCUAUUUGAACAUGCUGAUGCUAAGCAAACACCAGAACUGGUGUUUCUUUGGUCAGCAUAUGGUGCAUCUUCUCUGCCAGCCCUGGAAACGUCUUUCAAAGUAAAUCAUUUUGGGCCUUUGAUACCCUUUUAUGUAAAAGAAUCCGUGGAGGAAAUAAUAAAAUCAAAGGCUCCAAAAAAGCAAGUCAUAAUCACUGAUGUUUUCACAAGUGGCUCCCAAAAUAGAUUGACUUCUUCAUCAAGUGCAAAUAUCAAUGAUGCAGAACAGUCUUGUCGUGUUAGCCUUCCUCGAACUUCAUGUUUAGGCACACUUAAACGCGAUCGUAUUUUGAUGGAAGCUCAAACUGAAUCGCAUAAGAAGAAAAGGCUUGAUGUCAGUGAAGUUGAUCCAUUAGAUAUUGGCAAUUUUGUUGGUCUGGCAAAUAUUGAUGAUGACACGAAGUUUAAUCUUUUACAACAUCAUUGGAAGCCUCCCCAUCUUUUGUUUUUCAUUUUCGUGAGUUUGGCUCUGUAAAAUCAAAGCGUCGUAAGUUUUCGCAACAGUGGCUCCAUCAAUGGAAAUGGCUGUGCUAUUCUAAACUCUAUGAUGGUGCAUUUUGUCUGCCAUGUUUACUGUUUGGAAAAGAGACUGGUCACAAUGGUAACAAACUGACCAAUUUUUUUAAAGAGCAGUUGACCAACUGGCAGAACGCGGGGAAAAGACUUGAAGAUCACGACAGAGCAUCUUCCGUUCACCGAGACUCUGUUCUGCGUGCAUCUUGUUUUGAGGAAGUAAUGCUUGGAAAGGCUGAUGGUAUAAAUGAGCAAGCUGAUAGUCUCCUCAGCAAAAGGAUUAAGUACAAUCGAUGUAUUCUGCGUGCUAUGGUUGAGACAGUUAUUUUAUGUGGCAGGCAAAAUCUAGCUUUAAGAGGUCAUCGUGAUGAUUCUAGCCAUUAUUCAUCAAGUAAUCCGGGAAAUUUUCAAGCCCUCCUUGAUUACAGAAUUUCUAGUGGAGACAAAGUACUGGCGGAACAUUUUAAACUGUCUAAGAAGACUGCAACCUAUCGUUCCAAGACCAUUCAAAACAAACUUGUCGCCAUUUGUGCGAAGCAAAUUUCUGACAAGAUUGUUUCUGCCAUUAACGACAGUAAUCUUCCCAUUUACUUAGUUCUGGCUGACGAAGCAGCAGAUUGUGGAAAUAUAAAGCAAAUGCCCAUUGUUCUACGCUAUGUCGAUCAGAACAAACAAGUUAACGAACGAUUCAUUUGCUUUGUUGACUGCAAAAAUGGGACGACUGGUCUUGUUUUAUCCCAAAAUAUCGAACAGACAUUAAACAACGUUGGUCUCCCUCUUAUAAAUUGUAGAGGUCAGGGAUACGAUGGAGCUAGUGCAAUGCCCAGUUUAAGAAAGGGCGUAUGUGGUCGUAUGUGGUCGAAGGCACUAUAUGUUCAUUGUUCCAGUCAUCGUCUAAACUUGGUUGUUGCCAAAGCUUGCUCACUUUCGCUAGUAAAAAACAUGUUGGGUCAAGCUCAAAAGAUAACGUCCUUCUUCAGCAGCUCUCCAAAACGUUCACAGUAUCUUAGCGAAAAAAUAAUGGAAUACGGCUUGAAAUUCAAAAAGUUGAAGCCGACAUCCACAACUCGUUGAUAAGAGAGAAUAAAAUCUCUUGAUGGUUUUCUGGAUGCAUAUGCUGUGAUUUACAAUGCAUUGGAUUACAUGCAGUUUGGUGGUAGCAACAAUGAGUUCAAAGAUGCAACCAGUGAGCACAAGCCCAUUUUCAGUUGAAUUUGUGUUUCUUAGGUCAUAAUUCAAAAUAUUUUAGAUUAUACGUUACCUUUGACUGUUCAGUUACAACAACGGAAAAUCGACAUCAAAUUGAUUAACCUUUUGAAAGAUGAACUUGUCAGGCUAUGUUCUUCUGCUGCCACUUACCACGACAUCUUUUAUGACACUGCUCUUGAGCUAGCUCGUGAAGUAAACCUCGUCAAUCCCAAGUCUAUACCUCGUAUAUGCAACAGGCAACGAACAGAGAAAACUUUAAAGUUACAACACUACGCGAUUAUUACAGAGUCAAACUCACUAUUCGAGUCAAAUUCCUGUUACUACAUGUGAAUGUGAGCGCGCAGUCUCGGCCUUAUGUCGAAUGAAAACGUGGUUGAGAAGCACUAUGUCAAGCGAAAGAUUGAACGGUCUGGCUAUUAUGCAUUUUAACAAUGACGUUAGCGUUGAUGUGGAAGAGAUUAUCGGCACAUUUGCCAGGCAAAACCAUACCAGGAUGCAGUUUGUUGAUAUUUUUGAAGAUAAGUGACCUUAAUUCACCUGAUUAACGUUUUCAAUAUUUUUAUAGUACGUCUGCACUCUACAAAUUCCUGCUGCUGUUGGAGUUGUAUUAUCAACAAAA